CGGGAUUUGCUACUAACUACUGGUUAUUGUACGCCGCCUAGUGGCGACGUAGGACUAAGCCGAUUCAACAGAAAAUAACAUAAGGCAUAAAAAUGGCUACGUCACUUGCGGAACAAUUGAAGAAAUUAAGAACACCACAGACAGAAAUAUUAUUGCAAGACAAAAAACGUGCUAGCUUGCUAUUUGAUCAGAAAGAAGCAGCUAAUUUAGACAGGGAGACUGUUCUAAAUAUUGGUCAAAAUGGAUUACAAGAAUUGGCCAAGUUAUCAGGUUCUUUUUUGGACUUUGAGAAAACACUUUUUGCAGAGAGUUCAUUGAACCUUGAACGUUCCGUACAGGAUAAGAAAGUGAACAAAAAGUUAGAUGACGAGAUUCAGAAGUUUUUAAUUCUUCUGUCACCUUACUUUCUGCUCAACGUUGCACAUAAGGCACUGGAAUGGUUGAUAUACAGAUUUCGUAUACAUGCCUUCAACAAGGACCAAUUUUUACUUUUAAUUUUACCUUAUCACGAAACCAGAAUGUUUGCCAGAGCAUUACAGUUAUUAGAUGUGUCAGAUGAAAAUGAUAAAUGGUAUUGGUUGAGACCCCUUCAAAAACGAGCCGUACCAUUAGCUUCAAUAACUUUAAUCAAUCGUUUAGGUUCUGAUAAUUAUCUUUUAAAGCUAGUAUGCAACCAUGUGACUGUUGCCACAAGAGUAUAUGGUGACGAAGCAUCACGUUUAAGUACCCUGUAUGCAUUUUAUGCCACCUCUGUGUUAGGAGUUAUUGAUCAACUACCCGUUGUCUCAGAAAAUCAGCUGAAUCAGAUGUUACCAACUAUUGUGAAGAGCUUUGAGUCUCCAGUUCCCGAUUUGGCAGCCAGCAGUUACAUGAUCCUAGCUAAAUUGGUAACCAAAGUGAAACUGAACGAUGACAUUACAGAGAAGUUGCUGUUGAAAAUUUUCAAGAAGACACACAUGAAAGAGGAAGCAAUAGUCUUGCUGUUCUUUUUAUACAAUGCUCCAGUCAAUCGUCUCAACACAGUUUCAAAGAGUCUAGCUAUUCGACUAUCAGAGAUACCAUGGUUCAUCGAGACUGCGAUCAACGUUCAGUCGCCCAGCAUGAACAAGUUAAAGUUCAUAGUACCGUUGUUACAAACCAGUUGCCGCGUGGUCCUCGAAGACCCAUCCGGAACGUUACGCGUUCAGACGAUGGUGAGCGAGAUACUGAUGCGAAUAAAGCUGGACAGCACAGGUGUGGACACGAUUUUAUGGAACAUAUUAGAAAAAGAAUUUCUUUCAGCGAACAUAUCGAACGACGCGAAAAACUUCCUGACGCGUUUGUAUCAAUGUUUGGAGAAGACCUAUCCGGAACGGUUCGACGACUACUUGAAGAGUCUCAUGAAACGCAGUGACACGGACAAGAAUUCGAAGCUAGCAUUGCAGUUCCUCACUUCCUGGCACUUCGGUGCUAGAGACACGCAGGAGAUUGUGGGCAUCCUCGACCGUUUGAUCCACAUCAGCCCGGAGCAGAGGAUCAUGGCGUUACAGAGCCUAGCGAAGAACGAUGUGAACAUUCCUGAAAGCUUUAGAGAGAUGAUCACGAAUACUAUCCAAGCUAGAUUCACCGACAGCGAUGUGGACGUGAUCAGGGCUCUGCUUUCUUUCUCCACGAAACGCCUGAUGAGUCUGUUACCUAAAAAUGUGUUGAUCGAUGAGCUGAAGGUGCUGCUGUCAUCCUGCCACGUCAGUCACAGAAAGAAAUUAGCAAAACCUGCGUUGAUAAUUUUAUUAGAACUCUGCGAGGCUGGAGACGACACCAGCGUGUUCCUCACAGCCUUGCCCUUCCUGUUCCCAACCGGUAAGGAGGACGUCGAGAUAGCUAAGGAGGUGCUGAGAUCAAACUUUGCCAAGAACAACACGUACAUGCAGCAGGUACAGAAGGACCUGGGUAAAUCGCUGGACGCAGAAGCGAUCUCGUCUUCAGCAUUUCAUAAUGUACUCAAUUGGCAGCUGCUGCCUCCAACGGCCAACAUACUGAGCGCCAUGAAGCAGCAGAUUGUUUAUGGCGACGCAGCCUCUAUGUUCUUCAACCUGAUACUUCUGGGUUCCGUUUGCAGGGUGCCGGUUGGGUCGCUGAGGCCCGAGAUAGCUAUGGAGGUGAUCGAAAUGGCCACGUCGAUGAUUAAGAACUUCCCUCAAGUGAAGACUUUGCAGAACUGUAACAACAUCACUGGGGACAACAUACAGACUGCCAUUGAGCUGACCACGCAGGGUGUGCUGCCUCUGCAGGUGGGGACAUAUGUGCUGGAGAUGGUUCACAGACGUCUGGACCUGAAAUCGAAUCCCAUACUAGAUUUUGAGAACAAUCAGCAUCGCAGUAAUCUGAUUUUGAGGUUGUUGGAGAUGUUCUUCGAAGGAGUAGGCAACAGGAGCUGGAGCAAGCACUACUCUCGGUGCCUACAGAUAUUCUUCCAGAGGCACUUCUCCACGGUGGUAGACUUAAUCCGUUUUCUAUCCCAGCUCUAUAUAAAGCCGGUCAAGAUCCAGACGUCCUUCCACUGCCUGAAGAUCACCCGCAUGCUGCUGGACCAGUGCACCUCCAUGCAGUGGGUGUUCCAGGACAAGUUAUUCGUAUCAAAUUUGCUGAUCUCUCUCGCCCGGGACAAUAACGAGUGGAGAGUUGCCGCUCUGGAUGUUCUGGAGAAGCUGACACAAAGAAUCGAGUCGACGACGGACCCCUUUUCAGCUUUGCUGCAGCAGCUGGCGAUGAAGAGUGCAGAAAUAGCCAUGGAUCCUGAUCAGUUGUCUUUGUCCCUCUAUGUCUUGCUGUCGCCUGACCCUGACGUGAGCGGCCAGCUGAAGUCAGACCUGCGCAAGAACCUUCAGCGGGCACAGCAGUUGUUAUUCGAGGUGGUAAUUGACUCGAGCACUCCUCUGCACGUGAAGUCUCAGCUGUUGGAUGUCCUGGUGUACGUCAAUGGGCCAACGAUACUCCAGCAGUUGGCCCCCUUGGGACUACGGCUUCUACACAACCUUGCUGACUGCAGGAAUACGUCAGCGGAGAACGCGUUGAAGAACAUACUCCAAAGAUUCAACAGCUCGACCGUGGCCGCCCUCAACGAGUCGCAAGUGUGGGACCUGUUCGAGAAAAGCAUAGUAGCCCAUAAUAUCGUCAUAAGCACAGAGUCCGGCGCCCAGCACUUAGCCAGUACCGUCCUACUGAAGCAGAUAGGAGAGGUAUUCUUUGAUAGCGCCGGUAAGAUGUCUUCCAAGUUCCAGAAGAUGAUCCUCGAGAAGCUGGUGGACGUCCUCACCGACAGCGACCUGAUCAGCGUCAUCUCCGCGGCCAACAAGGCCACCAGGAAGAUCAGAGUGCACGCGCAGUUGAUCGUCAACGAGCUGCAGAUCAUGAAGAACCUGAAGAACGCUUAUGUAGACACGCCGGCGAAGACGAAGAAGCGACUCAGUCAGAUCCGCUCUCUGCCCGACCCGACGAUCAUCAACAAGCGGGAGUGGAAGCGCGGGGUGACUCUGUUGGAGUUCGUGCAACGGGCGGACAACAUAGAGCACGAGGAGCUACUCUACCCGGUUCUGUUCGACCUGCUGAAGACCUGCCUCAGCUUCGAGGAGCAAAGCCCCAUCGAGUACACCAACCAGCUGCUGCUGUCCACGAUUCACCGGCUGACCGUUCAGAAGCUGCCCAUACGAGACGCCCAGUUGCAGGUGGACCUGAUCACCCAGUGCAUCAGGACCUCGAGGAACCCCCAGACUCAUCACCACGCGCUGCUAGUUCUGGUGGAGCUGUUGAAGGUCGUGGAUGUACGCUGCGCCUUGUACACCAUCAUGCCCAUAUUCACCUUCAUGGGUAGCUCCGUUGUGCGUCAGGACGAUGCUUACUCUAUACAGAUCAUCUCCAAGACCAUCGAGACCGUGGUGCCCAUCAUAAACGCUGCGGAGAACGAGACCCACGCCUGCGAGGUGCUGAGGACCUUCAUCGUCUCGCUGCCUGACAUCCCUGAACACAGGCGGACUCCUCUCUUCGUGAAACUCUUGCAGCUAUUAGAUAAUCACUUUCAUCUUUACUAUCUGUUAAGCUUCGAGAGCCACGUCAUGUCCAGGACCAUGCAGAUAUCGAACCAGAAGACGUAUGGACAGAGACUGGAGUUCGCCCUGCAGGUCUCUCAGGAGUUCCCACCUAUAAGGCUCGUCAUGGUUUGUGUGAAGCUGGCGAAGUUCAUGAGGGAGCUGCCCGUGGACGUAGAAGACGAAGAAGGUAGAAAGGCUGCGAUGGCUUUCAAGUAUGGACAUAUCCUCGAUUUGAAAAAGUGCAGCCCCAAACACUUGAGGCACUACAAGUACACCCUGGUGCAGUUCCUGAGCAAGCUGUUGUCCUCGUCCGACUUCAUCACUCGCGUUGCAGAGCUUGACUCCAGUGAAAUGGAUAAGGCGAAACCGUAUUAUGACCAGCUGAUCGUCGAGCUGGUCCUGCUGAUACAGAGCACCUCGAAGAACGCCGACCGACACCAGGGCAAACCGAUCGGCAAGUACUGGAAGAUUUUACUGCAUCAUCUGUACGAUGUUCUCGACCUGGUCAACAAUUUGCUGCCGAACGAAGUCUUCCUCUUCAGCAUCAAGCAUCUGAUAGAGCACGAACUGCCGACGAUCAAGAGGAAGGUCCUGGAGCUGUUCAACACUAGGCUGCAGCAGCGGAAGUUCAGCGAGGACGAUCAUGUUGAGUUGCUAGGUCUGAUAGAGUCACUACUAAAGAUGAUAGAGCCUCGAGUGAAGUUCGAGUCGCAAGAGCAGGAGAUCAUUCAGCAGACCGUGCUGAUCACCCUGAAGCUGCUGGCCAAGUUGCUGGCCACUGAGCACCCGGCGGUGUUCAAACCGAUACUUGAAAUGACGACGGAGCUUCUGCGGACGAGGGAAGGACCGGUGCUGGGCAGUGCUGCCCUCUGCGUCGCUGAAUUAUGCAGCUCUAUGCGCAUCCACGCGAUACACUCGUUGAACAAGUUUGUACCAGCUAUUCUACAGUUGCUGGAGAAUCACUGUCAUCAAGGCGUCCCAGAUGUGAUCGUAGUCAGCAUAGUCAGCGCCCUGCAGAAGAUAGUCGAGUCUGUAGGCAACUUCUUGUCGCUGUAUCUGGACCAGUUGCUGUUUGAAUUGGCCAGGUUGAACUCUCUGUACACAGAUACGGAACAUCCGAAGAUUGGAACCGUGGUGUCACGUUUGAACGCGACGACCCAGAAGCUAUCCAGCUGCAUACCUCUUCGAGUUCUGCUUCCAGCAGUAAAUAGGACCUAUGUGACGUUACUGACGAAGAAGACGUACAAGUGUAUACCAGCUCUUAUGACCGUGUUAGCAGAAUCAUUCAACAGCGUGCAACCUGCUGAUCUGUCUACUGCCAUACCCGAUUUGGGUAACUUCUUCCUGAAAGUCCUGCAGUUCAGGGAGGAUAUUUCUGAGUCUGAUGACAUGGAGGUGGAUGGGUCGGAAUUGACGAUGAAGGAUAUUAUGAUGGUAGAGGAAAGUGCUAGCAAAGCUAUAGUUGCGUUGGUGUUGAAACUGAGCGAGGCUACCUUUAGGCCCUUGUAUUAUAAGCUGUACGACUGGGCCGCUAGGAACCCGCAGUUCAAACUGCGAAGCAUUACUUUCUAUAGACUGUCAGCCAACAUAGCCGAGUGUCUGAAGUCACUCUUCGUGCUCUUUGCUGGUCACUUCCUGAAGCAUGCCGCAUUAUUACUGAUCAGCAACAAUCCAGCCAUCAACGAAGAACCCCAAGAAAUGACUCUUCCUGUAGAGUCCAACCAAAUCGAAUUAGUAGAAGCUGUGAUGCUGACGCUUUAUCGAGUGUUCAGCUACGAUGCGCACAAUUUUGUGAAUCAAGAAAGGUUCGACGUCCUCGCACAACCGCUUGUGGACCAGCUCGAGAACACUAUGGGUUCUAAGGAGGAAUACGUGAAGAGAGCUAAUGAUUUAGUCGUGCCUUGUAUCGCAGCAUUCGCUAGCGCCAUUCCCGACGACUCUCUGCAUAAAAAUUUGGUGUAUCAGACGUUGCUGAAGACUAGGCAUACGAAACCGUAUGUUAGGAGCGCUGCGUUGAGUGCAGUGGUGGAAAUAGUGAGGAAGUUAGGUGAAGACUUUAUGCCAUUGUUACCAGAAACCAUACCGUUCCUAGCAGAGUUACUAGAAGAUGAGGACGAAGCUACAGAGAAGUGUGCCCAGAACGCAGUUCGCACCCUUGAAGAAAUUCUAGGGGAACCCUUACAGAAAUAUUUCUAAUUCAACUUCAUACUGUAUGUUCAUAUUCCAUUAAUACUGUAAAUUAUAAUCAUCAUUUGUACAAUAAAUCAAACUAUUUUUUAUCAAUA
Megachile rotundata (alfalfa leafcutting bee) is the source of this 6352-nucleotide messenger RNA. Its product is annotated as HEAT repeat containing 1 homolog l(2)k09022. Gene Ontology annotation, cellular component: 90S preribosome; t-UTP complex; small-subunit processome. Lineage: Eukaryota; Metazoa; Arthropoda; Insecta; Hymenoptera; Megachilidae. The record is from RefSeq and is a predicted model, not a curated record. Gene Ontology annotation, molecular function: snoRNA binding. Gene Ontology annotation, biological process: maturation of SSU-rRNA from tricistronic rRNA transcript (SSU-rRNA, 5.8S rRNA, LSU-rRNA); positive regulation of transcription by RNA polymerase I.